AUGUCCUCGCACGACUGCACUCCCGUUCUCAACGACGCCGUCGUGCACCCGCUCGACCCCAUCACUGCCAAGGAGGUUCAAACGCUCAAGGAAGUCGUCGGCAAGGCGGGCUAUAGCGGACCCAACUGCCGCUACUCCUACGUGAUGCUGCGCGAGCCCGACCACGCCACUCUGAAAGCCUUCAAGAGUGGAGACGCGGUCCCGCGCGAGGUCGGCGCGCUUCUCCUCAACCUGGACGACAACGCUGCGCGUGAGGUGGUCGUCGAUAUCCUGUCACGCAAGAUCUCUCACGAGCGGAAGCUAGACCCCGCUGUCGACGGCUGGAGCCCCAUCAUGGACGAAGACAACGUGGCUGCUGAGAACAUCCUCAAGGCAUACCCCGAGUACCUUGACGCGCUCAAGAAGCGCGGCCUGGGUGACAUCAGCCAGGUGCGCUGCUUGCCGCUGUCCGCUGGUGUCUACGGGUACGAGGACGAGGUUGGCUGCCGCAUGAUCCGCGUGCUGAGCUUCCUGGCCUCGGAGACCAAACACCCACUCCAUGUUCGCGCACCCGAUCGACGGGAUCUUGCUCGACUCAUCGACACGGGUUACAACCACGUCCCGAUGGAGUCGGGCGACUACCUUGACCCCAAGGUGACCGGGCCGAUGCGUACCAGCAUGAAACCUCUGCACAUCACGCAGCCCGAAGGUGCGAGCUUCAGCAUCAAGAACCACGUGCUCACCUGGGAGAAGUGGGAGAUCCGCGUCGGCUUCAAUGGCCGCGAAGGCCUCACGCUGCACGACAUUUCCUUCGACGACGACGGACACAAGCGCCCCAUUCUCAACCGCGCGUCCCCUACGCACGACUGGCAGAACUACUUUGACGUGGGCGAAUACCAGUUCGGUCGCCUCGCCAACUCGCUCGUGCUCGGCUGUGACUGUCUCGGCAAGAUCCAGUAUCUCGAUGCUGUCGUAGUUGAUGACUUCGGGGAGCCUGCUCUGCUGAAGAACGUCGUGUGCAUCCACGAAGAGGACUACGGGACGCUCUGGAAGCACAGUGACGUGUACACGUCGACCGGCACGGUGCGCCGCCAGCGCCGCCUUGUUCUCUCCUUCUUCGUGACCGUCGUCAACUACGACUAUGGAUUCUACUGGUACUUCUACCUCGAUGGGCGGAUCGAGCUGGAGUGCAAGGCGACGGGCCUCGUCUUCACCUCCGGCCGCCCUCAGGGAGAGAACGACUUCGUGACCGAGAUGGCGCCACGCCUCGGCGCGCCGUGCCACCAGCACCUCUUCUCGGCACGGCUUGACGUCGCCAUCGACGGCAACAAGUGCUACGUGGACGAACUCGAGGUGGAGCAGCUUCCGAUCAGCCCCGACAACCCCGUGGGGAACGCGUUCAGGCGCAUGACUACCCGUCUCGAAUGCGAGAGCGACGCUCAGCGGCUGGCCGACAACUACAAGGGCCGCAUGUGGCGCAUCCCGACAGCAUACACGCUCAUCCCUGAAGGUCAACCGCUGCUGCUCGCUGCGAGCGAGAGCUCGGUCGCGAAACGAGCGAUCUUUGCGUCCAAGCACCUGUGGGUCACGCAGUACGCGCGCGACGAGAUGUGGGCCGCUGGCUACACGCCGAACCAGAACCCAGGCUUUGCCGGGCUGCCUGCUUACACCAAGUCCAACCGAUCAGUGGAUGGCGAGGACAUCGUGCUGUGGCACACGUUCGGCCUCACGCACUUCCCACGCCCGGAAGGCUGGCCGAUCAUGCCGGUCGACUACGCCAAGUUCACCCUCCGCCCCGAAGGGUUCUUCGACCGCAACCCAACGCUCGAUGUGCCCGAGGACCCCAACGGAAAGGAACACUCCGAAAGGUGCUGCCCGUGA
Messenger RNA from Phytophthora sojae, 1860 nucleotides. RefSeq lists its product as hypothetical. The record is from RefSeq and is a predicted model, not a curated record. Lineage: Eukaryota; Oomycota; Peronosporomycetes; Peronosporales; Peronosporaceae. Gene Ontology annotation, molecular function: copper ion binding; quinone binding; primary methylamine oxidase activity. Gene Ontology annotation, biological process: amine metabolic process. Bases 1 to 1860 code for a protein of 619 amino acids. The transcript has 3 exons.